CAUAAAGCUUGAAUAUUUUCAAGAAUGUGUAAUCAAAAAAACUUUGACUUUUUUAUGCGCUAACUUUACAUGAUUUUUGUGCUUUAAACAAAGCGUUGGUGUGAAUCAUGGAAGUUCGUUUAGUGGGAGAAGGAAGUAUGAACGCUGAGAAGAAAAAUAUCCGCGGAAUUCCAAAGCUUCGUGAACUUUUGAAGCGACAGAAAGGAGAGGCGGAUAAUGCACUUGAUGGAGUACCUGAUGUUGAAUUUACUUAUGCUGAUGCUCAGUCUAUUCAAGACGAAAUGGCCGAGUUGUACAGUUAUACAGAAGAAGAAGAGUUUGUAAGAAGUAAAGAAGCGUAUUCUCGUGAGUUUCCCUUUAUAACAAGUUGGCAGGGAUUAUCUGAAAAUGAAAAGAAAGCAUGUCUCAAUCAAUUGAUCAAUAAGAUUGAUAGCAUUGAAGAUGCUGUCCGGAUACCAGCCAUACAUGCACUACUGUAUCUAGCACAAGGUGCAUUUGAAGCUGGUAUGAGCGAGGACAAGCUCCUCAAGCAAUCCAGAGAAAAUGUAUUUCUCAUGUAUUCAUGUGGAGGCUUACAUCUUAUUAUUCAAUUGCUGAAUUUGGAAUCUGAAAAUCCUAAUUCAGCAAUAAUUAUAAUGCAAAAGCCAUCCAUCUCAAUUGUCGAUAGUGAUGUAUUAAGAGCAUAUCUUAACAUCUUGUAUAUUAUGGUCGAAACAAUGAGAUAUGAUGAUCCUACUGACUCUGAGUUUAUGAUGGAGCAACGAGAAGCAUUUAUCUUUGAACUGAGUCAACCAGUUUAUGACGAGUGUCUUCAUAUUAUAUUAUUUGAAAUGGUUGUGAAAUUCUGUGCUGGCAACUGUCCAUAUUUCCCAAUCAAAAAGAUUUUGUUACUGCUGUGGAAAACAGUGUUGGUAACGCUUGGCGGGACAAAAGAAAUUGACAAAGUAAAAAGACAAGCAAGACUGGAUGCUGGUUUACCAGAAGCGUUUGAUGAAAGAGUGCCAGAUGAAAAUGGUAGGGCAAUGACAAGCAAUGGAGCAAGCUCAAACAAUCAAGAUGAUGGAACUGAUGACAUAGAUGAUAGUGAAUUCAAAGCCGCGACACGUAAGCCAAGACCACGCCCUAAAGUCCGUCAGAAAGAUAUUGACCUAUUCCUUGAUGCAACAAGAUCAAAGUUUGUUGGUUUUCAAAUAUCUGGUGAUGACAGUACCCUGGCAGGUCUUCCACAUCCCAUCCAUGAAGGACUGCAUGUCAUGAAGAAGCAUAUUUAUACUUCACUUGGAGAAUAUCAGCUAAAUGCCGAAGAAGAAGCAUUAGAACGACCCUUCACAGCUAUGAAAUUUCAGUCCAAGAAUGAAGUUUGUGAGUCAUUGUACAAAUCAUUAUUACCAAAUAUUCCCCAAUAUAUGAUUUCCUUAUUGAAGAUUCUGCUGGCUUCUUCACCAACUGCCAAAGCCAAAACUGAUUCCAUUAACGUUUUGGUUGAUGUUCUUCCUGAAGAAAUGCCAACCACAGUGCUUGAUUCCAUGCGCCUUGGCAUUGAUGUGAAUCGUCACAAGGAGAUCAUAGUCAAAGCCAUUUCUGGUUUGAUUCUGCUUCUUCUUAAGCAUUUCAAGAAUAACCAUAUUUACCAGUUUGAAUUUAUCAGCCAGAACCUUGUGUGUGGGAACUGCAUUCCUUUGAUCCUGAAGUUUCUCAACCAAAAUAUUUCCUCCUACAUAUCCACAAAGAAUUUCAUCCCACAACUUGAUUUCCCUGCUUGCGUUUUGAAUAAGAAAUCAGAGGUGACUGCAGAAACUCUGGAAAACAAUGGUUCAGAAAUUUGCUGCUGGAGAAACAUGUUCUCUUGUAUCAAUCUCUUACGAAUCCUUCAGAAGUUGACAAAGUGGAAACACUCCAGGACCAUGAUGUUAAUUGUAUUUAAGUCAGCUCCUAUCCUUAAGCGUUCCCUGAAAGUUAAACAUGAAAUGAUGGAGUUAUAUGUCCUGAAGUUAUUGAAAGCUCAGACCAAGUACCUUGGUCGCAACUGGAGGAAAUCAAACAUGAAAACCAUGUCUGCUGUCUAUCAGAAGGUUCGUCAUCGUCUCAAUGAUGAUUGGGCAUUUGGAAACGAUAUGGAUGCGAGACCAUGGGAUUUACAAGCAGAAGAAGGCUCAUUGAAAACAUGCAUUGAUCGUUUCAACAAUAUUCAUUAUGGAUCUGGCAACACUGGAGAAGAAAUAAUGAAUGAGUAUGAUGAAUAUGAUGUGAACAUUCACAGUGUUCUGGAUUCAUCUGUUGAGCUGUCUGAAGAUUUUAAGAAUGCCUAUGAAAAGUGGCUUGAAAGAGAAGUGUUUUCAGCUCCAAUAGAAUGGGAACAGUUAUGUAGUUGUUCAUUCAAGAGGGAUUCCAACAUCGACUGGUCAUUAUGCCAUUAAUCAGUGUUUAUAGACUCUACCCGAUGAUCUAGUAAAUGUGCAUGGAUCAUUUGACAUUCUAUAGAUACACUGAGACAUUGUACAGUGCAAUAAGCAAGCCUGGACACUUUAUAAUUUAAUUAACUAAUGUUAUUCUUUUGUACUAUAGCCUAUACAACAUUUCUGGUGUGUGAAAAUUGCAUUUAUUUAUGCAGAAUAAUUAUUCUAAUUUGGGGUGGCUAGGAAAUUCAAAUUGAAAUGUGAGGGACCCACUAUCUUAGAUGGUAAGGGGUCGUAAGGACUACAUUCACACGAGACUGGACGAGUUCAGAACCGUAUUCAAAUUCGUCCAGUUCCAUCUGUUCACACGGAACCGUUAGUUGUGUUUGAAUUCGUCCAGUUUCGUGUGUCCCUUGUGAACGCUUAGGCAAAAGCCGUGAAAAUAUGAGUACUGCAACGUUCGUCCACACGAGGCCUAAUUCAACUGUUUUUUCGAACAGUGAUGGUAUAAGGGCAGACCUGUGAAAAAUUCUUACGAUCAAUUUUAAUGUGUUCAUCUUCCUGGGCCUCGCGUUGUGCAAGCUCCAUAAUACGUCCUUAGAGAUCAACUUUUGCUUAAACAUGAUUUCGCUCGCUAUACUAUACUCCGCCCAUACUCUGACUUUAAGA
Messenger RNA from Paramuricea clavata, 3065 nucleotides. Lineage: Eukaryota; Metazoa; Cnidaria; Anthozoa; Malacalcyonacea; Plexauridae. The record is from the annotation of a GenBank genome assembly.